Molecule: messenger RNA, 1849 nt
Organism: Morus notabilis
Lineage: Eukaryota; Viridiplantae; Streptophyta; Magnoliopsida; Rosales; Moraceae
Product: glycylpeptide N-tetradecanoyltransferase 1
Exons: 2
Coding region: 254-1558 (434 amino acids)
Biological process (GO): N-terminal peptidyl-glycine N-myristoylation
Cellular component (GO): cytoplasm
Molecular function (GO): glycylpeptide N-tetradecanoyltransferase activity
Source: RefSeq, a predicted model, not a curated record
CACAUUACUCCAUUUUAGAGUAAUUCUAAACCCUUAUUCAGAUUCUCAAGAAAGUAAUAUUUACGGGAAACAAUUUGCUCCACCAUUUCUCUCACCCACGCAUCUCACCCAUCUCUCUCUCUUGUCCAGACCCAGCCUCUCUCUCGUCCAGACCCAGCACCGCUUCCGUCGAGGACGCCGCCGCCGCCUUCCGAUCCACCACGCCGUUGCCGGAAUUUCCUCUGCCGCCACCACCAGAGAAUAAAUCGGGGGAAUGGGUGAUAACAAUUCUCCUCCUGGGUCUGUUAAAGAAAACCCAGAUCAUGAUUCUGAUCGAAAACCGGUUUCCAAAGAGGAUAGCUCACUAGAAACUAUAGUCCGUAGGUUUCAAGAUUCAAUGUCUGUUAGCAAACGACACGCAUUUUGGGAGACCCAACCAGUUGGGCAAUUUAAGGAUGUUGGUGAUUCUAGUUUGCGGGAGGGUCCCAUUGAGCCUCCCACACCAUUAUCUGAAGUCAAGCCUGAGCCUUACAACCUUCCCAGCCCUUAUGAAUGGGCAACUUGUGACAUGGAAUCUGAAGAGACUUGCAAUGAGGUUUACACACUUUUGAUGAACAAUUAUGUUGAGGAUGAUGAGAACAUGUUUAGGUUCAACUAUUCCAAGGAGUUCCUUAGUUGGGCUUUGCGCCCUCCAGGUUACUUCAAGAGCUGGCACAUUGGUGUUCGUGCUAAGGUGUCGAAGAAGCUGGUCGCUUUUAUUACUGGAAUCCCUGCUAGAAUUCGGGUUCGGGAUGAGGUUGUGAAGAUGGCUGAGAUCAACUUUCUGUGUGUUCAUAAGAAGCUCAGGUCGAAGAGGCUUGCACCGGUGAUGAUCAAGGAGGUCACUAGGAGGGUUCACUUGGAGAAUAUAUGGCAGGCGGCUUACACUGCUGGAGUGGUUCUUCCGACUCCUAUAACGACUUGCCAGUACUGGCAUAGGUCUCUCAACCCGAAGAAGCUCAUUGAUGUUGGGUUCUCGAGGCUUGGUGCGAGGAUGACAAUGAGCCGAACUGUGAAACUGUAUAAGUUGCCAGAUUCACCGGUGACUCCUGGAUUUAGAAAGAUGGAGCUUCGUGAUGUUCCUGCUGUUACUCGGUUGCUCAGGAACUACUUGAGCCAGUUUGUUGUUGCGCCUGAUUUUGACGAGGAUGAUGUGCAGCAUUGGCUUCUGCCUUUCGAGAGCGUAGUGGAUAGUUAUCUGGUUGAGAGCCCAGAAACUCAUGAGAUCACUGACUUCUGCAGCUUCUACACUCUUCCUUCGUCGAUCCUUGGCAAUCAAACUUACUCAACUCUGAAAGCCGCUUACUCAUAUUACAAUGUGGCCACUAAGACUCCAUUACUUCAGCUGAUGAAUGAUGCUCUCAUUGUGGCAAAACAGAAGGAUUUCGAUGUUUUCAACGCAUUGGAUGUUAUGGAGAACGAGUCCUUCCUGAAAGAGCUGAAAUUUGGACCGGGCGAUGGACAGCUUCACUACUAUCUUUACAACUAUCGGAUAAGGAACGAGUUGAAACCGUCGGAGCUCGGGCUGGUACUGUUGUAGUUUGGCAUAAGUUUUUGGUUUUAGCUUUGCACUCCAAACUGAAACAAACUGUCUGUUUUAUCGUCAUUAUUAUUAGCAUUCUUGUCUUGUUUUCUUUUGCAACAACACCAAAGGAUGAGAUUUUGUUAUGCAUGUUAGAGAGACAAUGUGUUGAGACGACACUUUUAUUCCAGGCAAUAACGCCUUGUUUUCUUUGCUGUGCAUAUUGGAUCCGUGAAUAUUUAUUCUGAGGAAGAUGAACGGCGAUCAGUUAUCUGUUGGAAUUAUGCAUAGAUUUUGAUCUUACGUGAU